Annulohypoxylon maeteangense is the source of this 1485-nucleotide messenger RNA. Its product is annotated as Na/H antiporter. Gene Ontology annotation, molecular function: sodium:proton antiporter activity. The transcript is spliced from 4 exons. The coding region runs from base 1 to 1422 and encodes 473 amino acids. Gene Ontology annotation, cellular component: plasma membrane. Gene Ontology annotation, biological process: regulation of membrane potential; proton export across plasma membrane; sodium ion export across plasma membrane. The record is from RefSeq and is a predicted model, not a curated record. Lineage: Eukaryota; Fungi; Ascomycota; Sordariomycetes; Xylariales; Hypoxylaceae.
AUGCCCACGCUUGAGGUUUCGCAUUUUAAUAUCGUACUCUCCCUUUUGGGUGGCUGGUUAUCUUUAUUCGGGUUGGUGUCAUAUUUGGUCAAAGAGAGUCUCUACAUUUCUGAGGCCUUAAUCUCCCUCUUGGCCGGCGCAGCUUUCUCCCCCUACGCUGCCAACCUGAUUGAUCCCUUAGAGUACGCGGGAUCUCGCAUCAACCUCACCAGCGCUACUCUUAAUUUCACCCGGCUUGUCCUUGGAAUCCAACUUGUCAUCGCUGGUAUUCAAUUGCCAAGCCGUUAUCUAGUGAAAGAAUGGAGGUCCCUAGCCUUACUUCUUGGUCCUAUCAUGACGCUCAUGUGGGUGACAACAAGCUCCAUCAUCUGGUUCAUGAUCCCAAGGUUGCCUUUCCUACAUGCUCUUGCUAUCGGCGCCUGUGUCACUCCGACCGAUCCGGUUCUUUCAAGUGUUAUCGUGAAAGGAGGAUUUGCGGAUCUGAACAUCAGCAAGGACCUUCAGAAGAUUGUCAUCGCGGAAUCCGGGUUAAAUGAUGGGCUUGGCUACCCAUUCCUGUUCUUCGCGCUGUAUCUGAUAAAGUACACCGGGGUCGGGGCGGAGACUGAAUCCGGAGGCGCGGCACACGCGAUUGGACUCUUCCUAGGUGAGACGUGUGGCUACGUUGUUCUUCUAAGUAUCGUUUACGGCGCAAUCGUCGGUUGGGUCGCCAAACGACUACUCCGCUUCUGCGAUGAUCGCGGCUUCAUCGACCACGAAUAUUCCAUGGUCUUCGCUAUACCUCUGUCGCUGUUUAUUCUGGGGACUUGCGGUCUUAUUGGUAGCGACGAUAUCUUGGCGUGUUUUGUCGCCGGCAAUGUCUUUACUUGGGAUGAUUGCUUGCUACAACCUACGAUCGACACCCUCCUUAAUGUUGCUAUCUUCAUGUGGUACGGUGUCGCCUGCCCAUGGAACCUGUUUUGGGAAAACGAUACCAUCUCAUUUUUCAAUUUGAUCGUUCUGGGUGCACUUAUCCUUCUGCUCCGCCGUCUUCCAUACAUAUUCGCUUUUCGUUCGCUGCUCCCCCAAACUAGAACCAGGAAGGAUGCCGCCUUUAUGGGAUUUUUCGGACCCAUAGGCUGUUCAGCCAUGUUCUAUCUUUACAUCACGAUGGAGUUCGUCAACGGUCUCAAGGUAGGCGAUGGGCAGGAGUUCCGUGAAGACGUCAAGUUCCUCCGCCAGGAUGUGAGGGUUGUUGUUUGGUUCCUGAUGAUAUGUAGUGUGGUGGUCCACGGGCUCUGCAUACCCCUUGGUAAUUUGAGUCUGCAUCUGAGACGGGCUGCUAGCGGUAACCUCCAACUUGGACUACAGAAUUACCGCACUGGUGCAUCUUUGUUGUCGUCUGAGGGAGAGCGUCAGCCUAUCUUGGGGAGAAGGCUCUAGGCCAAUAUCUCAGAAAUAUAGCAGAAGUUCAAUUGAAAACCAUGGUCAACAUUAACAGAGUCA